AUGGAUUCCAUGAGAUCUCUCAACACUUCACUUCCCUCUACUCGACCUGCACCUCCCGAACAACUUCUCCAAGCUUUCCGAAACGCCGCUCUCUCGGUGACAAAUCUAUACAAGAGUGCUGUGACAGACCAGGGAUCUGCUCGACAGGCCGGAUACCAGGAAGCUCUUGAAGAUCUAUUAAGCUUUCUAGAUCGGGAAAACCUGGGUCUGCAGGAUGGUGAAGGUUGGAGAGUAAGACAAUGGGCUACCGAACGAUAUGACGGAAGCGCCUCUCACCAACAGGGCGCCGAGGACGAUGACGACCGGAGUGAUAUUGAGCCCAGACAUCGAAGUGUUUCCCCAGCCAAAGAAGAGGCACCCGCACCUUUAAUACCCACUCGGACCGAAGCACCCAAAGUUGAACAUUCCACUCAGACGGAAGAGCCCUCGCCUGCAAGGGGCUCGGAACAAACAUCUACCCCUGUCUUUCAUUUUACUGGUGCCACGUCCUCCAAUGAAUCUGACAAUAUGCAAACCGACGAGAAUGUACAAGGCGUCGAACAUGGAGCAGAUAACACACCGUCUAGUUCCUCCGGUCCCGCUAUUCGAUUAGAGCUUCUGAACAACUACGGCAGUCGUGCACCUCACCGACACGGCAGUCAGCGGAACGCUAAUCGACCCAACAAUCGAGAGUUCACCUUCACAUCAGGGACCAAGCGUAAAUUACAGUUUCCCGAUUUUUUUGACAUUUCCAACAUCGGACCCAGGGACGGGUUUGGUGGCGGUGCUGGCACCGGCAGCAACAAACGAGGUCGACUUUCAUGA
Messenger RNA from Exophiala spinifera, 804 nucleotides. RefSeq lists its product as uncharacterized. Lineage: Eukaryota; Fungi; Ascomycota; Eurotiomycetes; Chaetothyriales; Herpotrichiellaceae. The coding region runs from base 1 to 804 and encodes 267 amino acids. The record is from RefSeq and is a predicted model, not a curated record. The transcript has a single exon.